CCUUUUUUCAGGGAUUCGAAUCCCACAAUGGCAGAAGCACGACCUCCUGGUGAUUAUUCCGAUGACGAAGAAUGUGAUUGGAUGAAAGCCAUACAUGACAGUGACGUCACUAUCUUUUACAAUGAAGAGGAUGAAUAUAGAAUUUUUAAAACCAUUUUAGACAACUUUGAUCGAGAAAAUAUAAAAUACAUUUGUCCCGGUUUUUGCACUGAACCCGGAGCACAUAAGUACAAAAACACUGCAAAGGCAAUUCAGAAAAGUCGAAAAACACUUCUAAUUUUGUCAGAGAGUGCCAAGGAAGUUGAUUUUUCUCUAGAGACUUAUCUAGCUUUAGAACAAUGUCUUCAAACUGGUCGUUUGUCUCUUAUGGUGCUACUAAUUGACGGAAUGACUGUCCAAGACCUACCAAAAAUUCCCUUCCUUCAACAAGCGACUCAGAUGGUUUUAGUGGACAAUUAUCAUGAACGUUGCAUGGAAACAGUGUGUCGGACUCUAAAAAGAGAGGUACAACUAAAUCAGCUUUUACCAGCUGGAAACUUUGCUGUGGGAAUGGCUUGGUCACAUUUUGCUGGGUAUUUGAAGUUAAUUUUACCAGAUCUAGCGCAACAGAUAAAGAAGUCUGAUAUUUUUCAAAACAACCUCGGCAGGAUGUCGACUGUAUUUUUUAUGUUGUGCCCUACAAGUGCAACAGGACCACGGGACAUUGCCGACGUAGAUCCAAACGUUCAAAAUGUAGGGAAAGUUGACUUGGUAAUAAACGGCCGACCAUUUAAUCCUACCAUAUAUAAAGUUAAAGGGAGGAACAAAGAAGGCAAGGAGGAGGAGUACUUUUGCUGUGCGGAGUAUCCAAGUGCUCUGUGUGCUCUUGGGCUCAUUGCUGACGAAGUACUCAAUCUAUUGACUCCUCAACAGCGCAGGACGGAAGUAGAAAGGUUCAAAUAUAAGAUUGAGGAAAUUCUGAACCAUAGUCGAAACGAGGAAUGUAUGGGAAGAGCAAGAGUCCUUAUGUUUGAUGAUGAAGGAAAGGGAGAGAGAAAUACCCCUUCUUAUAAUUUGUUCAACGGUGUUAGAGACGCGAUAGAAGAGACCAUGAUGAAACCUCUGAGUGACAGACAACCAAGUCAUGUGACCCGUUCUCAAUCGAAUUGUUCAGUAGAUGUGUGCUUUUUGUACAGUGAUAUUGACGCCAUGGAAAACCGAACCUCGGUUCAUAGUAGCCCGGAUAACAAAACUAUAAAGCACAUUCGGAUGUUUUUGGAAAAUAAGAAAAUUCGAUGCUCUAUCGCACGACCACCCGUUGACUCUAUGGGAGUAAUAGAAGAACGAAUAAAUGAUGCAAGAUGGGUUUGUUGUUUGGUAUCGGUCAAUACAGUCAGAAGAAAAGACUUUAUCGAAUUUUGGUUGGCAGCGUUACUGAACGAUUGUAUCGAAAAAAAUCAGUUGAAAAUCAUCAUUUUACUCAAAGACCUUGAUAGUUCAUUUAUCCCUAACUUUAUUCAAUGGGUGACUUAUAUAGACAUUUCUAACGAACCUUCUUUUGAAGAAAGGAUUUAUGAGAUCAUCAAAGGUGAUGUUGUAACCUUAAGGUCGCAGGUCCCGGCUGGUAACGUGGCGUUUGGAUUGGCCUGGGCAUUCCAUGUUAACUAUCUAAGACAUGUUCUUCCAGAUUUCAAUGAACGACUAGAAAGUAGAAUGGAACAAGACGAUAUUCGAAAAUUUACAGCAAUUAAGAAAAAAUUUAAAGUUUCGAGAAGUCUUUUAGAACUGAUACCUAAAAGUUGUGAAUUUAAACCACUAUUGACUAUGGCUGACGACAGAAUACAAGGUCCAUUUGAGGUUAAGCCUAUAGUGAAACAAAUGGCUGCCACAAAACGAGUUUUCCCGUGUAAGCUUUACAGAAUAGAGAGCGAAAAUUGUGAUUACUACUUUGCGGGCGAGAUGUUGACACCAAUGAAAGCACUUUCAGAAAUGCACAAAUCAAUGAUAGCAGGGUUGUCUAAGAAACAAAUGUAUGAACAAUGUGACGCAUUAGUUGAACAACUAUCAGCCAUCUUGGAUUCAGCGGCAACUCCAGAGGAGAUGCAGAAAAAAUGUCGAUGCAUUAAAUACGACGAUACUCAGCGGAAGUUGUCUGACGUCAUAAUGGAGGAAAUCGACAAAGAACAAAGUCGAGACCAUGUGGAGAUGUAUGCAAGCUGGUUAAAGAAACAAGAGAAAUAACACAAACAAAGUCGCCAUAUCUUAAAAUUAAAAGCAGCAUUCCUAAAACUUUUUUUUUAAUUUAAUGUCAAUGCCAUGUUGGUAAUAUGCACCUUUUUAUAGGUACAGUGCAUAAAGUGACACAAAAUAUUCCUACCUUUAUUAAAUGUAUCCAUAAUUUAAAAGAGAAAGAUGGAUACAUGUAGCAGUGUUCACAUAGAAUAUUACUCAUAAUUCAUAGAUUAUUAUUCCCUCGCAACGGAGUUGAGGGAAUAUAGGAAUUAAUGCAGUUGUGUUUGUUUGUUUGUGGAUGAUCGAGUGUUUUUAUUUCUGUACGAAAAAAAGUGAUGUAAUUUGCAUUGAUUUAACGAUACUUCAUUAUGUUUUCCUUGACAUAAAAAUCUAAAAAAAAAAAAAAGUUGAUACUGAUAUAUGUGGUUUCCUAAUGAACAAUACGACACUAAAGGAGUAGCUCAUUGAAACAAAAUAUUAUUUCUAGUCUAAACAAAACAUGUAAGUAUCUAUCACUGAAUCCUGCUAUCUUACGUGGGUAAAAAAUGGCUGUGAUAUGAGCGACGUUCUUGUGUUCUUGUUCGUUAUUAGAUUUUUUUUCUUAAAAUGUUUAAGAUUUUUUAAUCAGUCAGUGACAACAAUAAUAAUUUGACAUUUAUUGUUUUGUUUUUAAUUAUAUUUAUAAAUUAAUCUGAAAAAUACAUACUAAUCUUGGUAUCU
This is a messenger RNA of Saccostrea cuccullata (small rock oyster), 2931 nucleotides long. RefSeq lists its product as uncharacterized. The record is from RefSeq and is a predicted model, not a curated record. The transcript has 11 exons. Gene Ontology annotation, molecular function: cyclic-di-GMP binding; 2',3'-cyclic GMP-AMP binding. NCBI's taxonomy places the organism in Eukaryota, Metazoa, Mollusca, Bivalvia, Ostreida, Ostreidae. Bases 28 to 2220 code for a protein of 730 amino acids. Gene Ontology annotation, biological process: positive regulation of macroautophagy; positive regulation of type I interferon production; activation of innate immune response. Gene Ontology annotation, cellular component: endoplasmic reticulum membrane; autophagosome.